Coturnix japonica (Japanese quail) is the source of this 1101-nucleotide messenger RNA. RefSeq names its product chromosome 23 C17orf67 homolog (gene C23H17orf67). The record is from RefSeq and is a predicted model, not a curated record. NCBI's taxonomy places the organism in Eukaryota, Metazoa, Chordata, Aves, Galliformes, Phasianidae.
GAGGAAGUGGCCGCGGCGGUUGCCAGGCAACGGGAGCCGCACGGAAGUGAUGGCGGGGAUGGGGGUGUCAUGGCCGCCGGGAAGGUGGCGCCAUUAGAGCCCAGCGGUGACAGAGCGGGAACACAGUUAUUCUCUGUUAUGCUGAGAAUGUUGGAGCAGAUAAUGGCCACAUUGAAAACUUCGCACCAGAUGUCUUCAAAGUGGUACUAUAAGUCACAUUAGGUAAAGCACAAACAAACAUCUGUGACUGACGUAGCUACUUCAAAUAGGCUCAUGCCUCCGUCAGCGCGACUCAGACUGGAACAGGCUGAGAGAAAGCAGAAUCAGAAUGAAGCAGUUACUUGUGUUUAUCUUCCUCCUGGUCCUCAUGACCGCUGUUACAGACACUUCACCGAUUUUGACUGAGAAAGAAGCCAAACAGAUUCUGAGAACCCGUCGUGAAGACAGACAAAGAAAAGCUGGAUUCCCUGAUGAGCCAAUGAGGGAGCAUAUGCUUUACCUCCAGCGCUUGGAGCAGAGAUCAGAAGAGCAAUUCCUGGAGCACUGGUUGAAUCCACACUGCUUGCCACACUGCAACCGGGAUUUAGUCCAUCCAAUCUAAUGGUCUUGCCUACUCUGUGAUUGAUCUCUUCAUGGCCAUGGAGGAAGAUACGUACUGUGACUGUGCUAAGGACAAGAUUAUUACUGCACUGGCUAUAUGCUCAUUGUAGAGCUGGAUCUCUUUGCCAUAAUUAUAAUCCUUGUGCUAUGGCAAAACUUCCAAACAUAAGUAGCUACACAUAUUACAGACCAACAUACAUUUUCCAUAUGUAAAGAAAAUAAUGAUUGCAUGCAUGAAUAAAUAAAUGGCUUUCCUCCAAAUUCCGAGCUACAAGCAAGAAUAAAUCAGUAAUGAGUCUAAAGGAUGCUUUCUAAGAGGACAGCUUUGAACUGUCUGAAGUAAAUGCAACUUAAAUAGACCUUGGAGGAAAUGUUAAUUAUAGUUUUGUAGCUUAAAUAAUGUUAUAUGAAGACACCACAUUUAUGCAAUGCUGAUCUAUGUUCAGUUGCUUGAUGAGUAUUUUGUGUAUUCUUUCAUAAUAAAUGCUUAAUUGAAAUCCA